Messenger RNA from Fusarium proliferatum ET1, 3105 nucleotides. RefSeq names its product putative ubiquitin-protein ligase (E1-like (ubiquitin-activating) enzym). Gene Ontology annotation, biological process: protein sumoylation. The transcript has 3 exons. The record is from RefSeq and is a predicted model, not a curated record. Gene Ontology annotation, molecular function: SUMO activating enzyme activity. Lineage: Eukaryota; Fungi; Ascomycota; Sordariomycetes; Hypocreales; Nectriaceae. Gene Ontology annotation, cellular component: cytoplasm; SUMO activating enzyme complex. The coding region runs from base 1 to 3105 and encodes 1034 amino acids.
AUGACCGAACAAAAGCAACCAGAGGUCGACCUUGCGACCCGAAUGCAGGUCGAUGAGUCUGUUGUCGGACACAACGAAAUCGACGAGUCCCUCUACAGCCGACAACUUUAUGUGCUGGGCCACGAGGCCAUGAAGCGCAUGGGCGCUUCUAAUGUGCUCAUCGUCGGUCUAAAGGGCCUCGGCGUGGAAAUUGCCAAGAACAUCGCUCUAGCUGGUGUCAAGAGCCUUACCCUCUACGACCCUGCUCCAGUCCAGAUUGCGGACCUCUCGUCCCAGUUCUUCCUCACACCCAGCGAUGUCGGAAAGCCCAGAGAUGAGGUCACUGUGCCUCGUGUCGCCGAGCUCAAUGCCUAUACCCCCGUUAAGCUUCACCAGUCUCCUGGCCUUGAUGGUGAACUUUCGCAGUUCGACAAGUACCAAGUUGUUGUUCUGACCAAUGCGCCUAUCCACCAACAAAAGGCUAUCGGCGACUACUGCCACAGCAAGGGCAUCUACGUCGUUAUUGCCGACACAUACGGUCUUUUCGGCUCCGUUUUCUGUGACUUUGGCGAGAAGUUCACUUGCAUCGAUCCUACCGGCGAGACUCCUCUUAACGGCAUAGUGGCAGGCAUUGACGAGGAGGGCUUGGUGUCUGCGCUUGACGAAACUCGACAUGGACUGGAAGAUGGCGAUUACGUGACAUUCUCCGAGGUGGAAGGAAUGGAGGCACUGAACGGAGCCGAGCCCCGAAAGAUCACGGUGAAGGGCCCUUAUACCUUUUCAAUCGGUGAUGUUUCUGGACUCGGUCAAUACAAGCGAGGCGGCAUGUACCAACAGGUCAAGAUGCCCAAGAUCAUCAACUUCAAGGACUUCACCACUGCGCUCAAGGAACCCGAGUUUCUUAUCUCGGAUUUUGCCAAAUUCGACCGACCUCAGCAGCUGCACCUCGGUUUCCAGGCACUCCAUGCUUUCCAACUCACUCACAAGCGACUUCCUAACCCCAUGGACGAUGAUGACGCUAUUGUUGUUCUCGGUGCCGCCAAGAAGUUUGCCGAGCAGGAGGGUCUGGACAUUGAGCUGAAUGAGAAGCUUCUGAAGGAGCUGAGCUACCAAGCCCAGGGUGAUCUUAACCCCAUGGCUGCCUACUUUGGUGGUAUUGUGGCACAGGAGGUCCUCAAGGCUGUUUCUGGCAAGUUCCAGCCCAUCAACCAGUGGAUGUACUUCGACUCUCUUGAGUCCCUGCCAACAUCUACCAAGCGAUCUGCGGAGCUCUGCAAGCCUAUCGGUAGCCGAUAUGAUGGACAGAUCGCUGUAUUCGGUACCGAGUUCCAGGACAAGAUUGCCAACCUGAAGCAGUUCCUCGUUGGCGCUGGUGCCAUUGGUUGUGAGAUGCUCAAGAACUGGGCCAUGAUUGGUCUCGGAACAGGACCCGAGGGCAAGAUCUGGGUGACCGACAUGGACUCGAUCGAGAGGAGUAACCUGAACCGUCAAUUUUUGUUCCGCGCCGAUGAUGUUGGUCAGAUGAAGAGUGACCGUGCUGCUCUUGCUGUUCAGCGAAUGAACCCUGACCUCGAGGGCCACAUGGUAACACUCAAGGAACGCGUUAGCCCCGAGACCGAGAAUGUUUUCAACGAGGAUUUCUGGCGAAACCUUGAUGGUGUCACCAAUGCUCUCGACAACGUUGAAGCUCGAACCUACGUUGACCGCCGAUGCGUCUUCUUCCAGAAGCCUCUUCUCGAGAGUGGUACUCUUGGAACCAAGGGCAACACGCAGGUCGUUCUGCCCCAUCUCACCGAGUCUUAUUCAUCCUCCCAGGACCCUCCCGAGAAGGAGUUCCCUAUGUGCACAAUCCGAAGUUUCCCCAACAAGAUCGAUCACACUAUUGCCUGGGCCAAGGAGUACAUGUUUGAGAAGCUUUUUGUCAAAGCUCCUCAAACUGUCAACCUGUACUUGACCCAGCCUCAGUUCAUUGAGAAUUCUUUGAAGCAGGGCGGUAACCAGAAGGAGACUCUUGAGACGAUUAGGAACUAUCUUACGACUGAGAGGCCACGAACGUUUGAGGACUGCAUUGCCUGGGCUCGUCAGUUGUUUGAGACUGAGUUUUCCAACAAGAUCCAGCAGCUCUUGUAUAACUUUCCCAAGGAUUCUGAGACCUCGUCUGGUACUCCUUUCUGGUCCGGACCCAAGCGAGCUCCCGAUGCGCUCAAGUUCGACCCCAACAACCCUUCUCACUUCGGGUUCAUUGUUGCGGCAGCCAACCUCCAUGCUUUCAACUACAACAUCAAGUCUCCUGGAACCGACAGGUCCAUCUAUCUGCGAGAAUUGGACAAUGUCAUCGUUCCCGACUUUACACCCAGUUCCAAUGUGAAGAUCCAGGCCGACGAUAAGGAGCCUGUGGAGCCCGAGUCGAGCAACUUCGAUGACAAUGACGAGAUCGAGAAGUUGACCACCAGCCUCCCAUCGCCCAGCUCUUUGUCUGGGUUCCAGUUGGUCCCUGUUGACUUCGAGAAGGACGAUGACUCGAAUCAUCACAUCGACUUCAUCACUGCUUGCAGCAACCUCCGAGCAGAGAACUACAAGAUUGAGCCUGCUGAUCGACACAAGACCAAGUUCAUCGCUGGCAAGAUCAUUCCCGCCAUCGCUACGACUACGGCAUUGGUUACCGGUCUUGUGGUGCUUGAGCUGUACAAGAUCAUCGAUGGCAAGGAUGAUCUAGAGCAGUACAAGAACGGUUUCAUCAACCUGGCUCUGCCUUUCUUUGGCUUCAGUGAGCCUAUUGCUAGCCCCAAGGUGGAAUACCAAGGUCCUGAGGGCAAGGUUACGUUGGAUAAGAUUUGGGAUCGGUUUGAGAUUGAGGACAUCACUUUGAAGGAGCUUUUGGAUACCUUCAAGGCCAAGGGUCUGACCAUCAGCAUGCUGAGCUCAGGGGUCAGCCUCCUCUACGCUUCAUUCUUCCCUCCUUCGAAAUUGAAGGAGCGUUAUGACCUCAAGCUGAGCCAGCUGGUUGAGACGAUCUCAAAGAAGCCUAUUCCUUCACACCAAAAGGAAGUCAUUUUUGAGAUGGUUGCUGAGGAUCUUGCUGAGGAGGAUGUUGAAGUGCCCUACAUCAAGGUCAAGAUGGCAUAA